Boleophthalmus pectinirostris (great blue-spotted mudskipper) is the source of this 1033-nucleotide messenger RNA. RefSeq names its product transmembrane protein 182-like. NCBI's taxonomy places the organism in Eukaryota, Metazoa, Chordata, Actinopteri, Gobiiformes, Gobiidae. Gene Ontology annotation, cellular component: membrane. The coding region runs from base 65 to 802 and encodes 245 amino acids. The transcript is spliced from 5 exons. The record is from RefSeq and is a predicted model, not a curated record.
UGACCACUAUUAAACUCAGGGGCUUAUGUUGGGACUAUAGAGGGGUAGUUUUGCAUAGGGCGAUAUGAAGGUGGGUGCAGCGGCCUUGUCUGGAGGGGUUUUGGGGGUGCUGGGGACCCUGUGUUUUUUCUUGGCGUUUGCGACGGAUUACUGGUUGGUGGCGAGCGAUGACUGCGGGCGGACGGAGAUGCUGAAAGUGACGCAAGAUGAAAAUGGUACAGUGAUCACAGUUUUGGAGCAUGUCACCCCCUCGGCUCUCACCCUUCAUCACGAGGGCUUCUUCUGGCGCUGUGUGUUUCCAGUGGAGAUCACAGCAGAACCUCACCUCUCCACCCUGUACACAAACCAACCCGAAUCUAAAGUGUGUAUCCAUGGUUACCUGUUCCCCCUGCCCGUCGCCAUCGGACCUGUGCCCCACCCCAUGUACGACCCCACAGCAGUUUUUCGAGGUUUUUGGACAGUCCUGAUCGUCCUGGCCUUGCUCUGCGCUCUGAUUGGUGGGUUCCUCUUGGUCUGUGGUGUCCCGUUCUACAGCCACAAACUGUACCGAGUGGGCGGGGCUCUCCUCAUCGCUGCCGCCUGUCUGUUCCUGGCGGUGCUGCUUCUGUACGUGAUGUGGGUGGAGCUUGUGGACGUGCGGCGUUACAUUCUUCAGGAAAACGGCAAGACGUGUCCGGCGGCGGAGGUCCAGAUCCACUACGGCCUGUCCUUCAUGGUGGGGGCCGCUGGAGUGCCCCUAGUGCUCGUCUCUGGGAUUACAUUCAUGUGCAUCGCCCGAGCUCUGGGGGGAGAUAAGUUUUAAAAGCAUAAAGAAAAGGACUUGUGAUUGGGUGUGCAGCCCUGGGACUCAGUAGUACUAGUCUCAUGUAAAUAGUAGGCUAGAUCUGGUGCAUAUGACCAACACUGAAACAAAGCAUUUAUAAACCCUAUCUUGAAAUUAUUCAGGAAGUUUUGUAUUCUCUAUAGUGUGAUAAACCUGGAAUUCAAGGCAAUAUUAUCAGAUAUUCCUCUCAUUAAAGGUUCUUAUUUUAAA